UGUCAAUUGUUAUUGUCACCUCUGCUGUCACUGUCAAAACUGCACUUGAACAUUUUGCGCGUUUAAAUUUGUGAAAGAAAUAUAUAUUUUUACUAAAUUACAGUAUUUGUAAUUCUAACUCGUGUACCUACUAACUAUUCAAUAUGCCGAGAGGUAAAUUUACAAAUCACAAAGGGAGAAAUCGUAGAUUUACUAAUCCUGAAGAAUUGGAGGAAGAACGUAGAAAAGAAGAACAAAAAAAGAAAUGGAGACAACAGCAUGGUGAUGAGAGCAGUGAAGAAAGCGAAGAUGAACAAAAAGAUAAUGAAGGAUCUGAAAGUGGAGAGGAAGAAGAAAGUAGUGAUGAAGAGGAACAAGCUAAAGCUAAGGGUGUAUCUAAUUUAAUUGAAAUUGAAAAUCCUAAUAGGGUCCAAAAGAAAACAAAGAAGUUGUCAACACUAAACACUGCCGAUUUAUCUGAUAAACCCCAAUUAUCUAGGAGAGAAAGGGAAGAAAUAGAAAAACAAAAAGCCCAAGCCCAUUAUCAGAAACUUCAUUCUGAGGGUAAAACAGAUCAAGCUAGAGCUGAUUUAGCUAGGUUAGCCAUAAUUAAACAACAACGUGAAGAGGCCAAGAAGAGAAGGGAAGCUGAACAGAAAGAAAAAGAGGAAGCUGCUAAAGCCAAAACUGCAGCAACACAAAAAGCAUUGGGGAAAAAAUAGGAAUUAUGUUAGAUUUUAAUAACUGCACUAAACCUUCAAGAGCAACUAUUUUUUCUAAAUUUAUACUAUCACCUUUGACUAUCACCAAGAUAUUCAAAUGGAAAAAUAGUUCUUGUUUUAAAAUUGAAGGUAAAUAUGCAAUACUUAAUUUAAGAAAUUUUAUUGUUGUAUUAAGAUUUUUUUUAUGUUUACUAAUAUCUCUGGUUCAUACUCUUUUUUUUUCAAAAUCAUAUUCUCAUUUUUGUUAUGUCUCAUAUCAUGUGAUUCUAAUAAAUUCUUUUUAAAA
Sitophilus oryzae (rice weevil) is the source of this 987-nucleotide messenger RNA. Its product is annotated as 28 kDa heat- and acid-stable phosphoprotein-like. Bases 144 to 701 code for a protein of 185 amino acids. Gene Ontology annotation, molecular function: RNA binding. NCBI's taxonomy places the organism in Eukaryota, Metazoa, Arthropoda, Insecta, Coleoptera, Curculionidae. Gene Ontology annotation, cellular component: cytosol. The record is from RefSeq and is a predicted model, not a curated record. The transcript has 5 exons.